This is a messenger RNA of Neocloeon triangulifer, 716 nucleotides long. RefSeq lists its product as uncharacterized. Lineage: Eukaryota; Metazoa; Arthropoda; Insecta; Ephemeroptera; Baetidae. The transcript has 3 exons. Bases 3 to 716 code for a protein of 237 amino acids. The record is from RefSeq and is a predicted model, not a curated record.
AGAUGUUCACCUUUGGCGCCAUUGGACACAAUCUCAUGCUGCCGUAUUUAGUCACCUGCAAGAUUCCCUCGACCAUGUCAGGCAAAGUUCCUGCUUCAGUAUCUUUGGUCGACACACCAUGCAAAAAAGCGACCAACAAUCUUCGGGUCAUUUACAACCCUUUGCCUGCGGGGGAAAAGAAAAAGGACUUUCUGGUCUGCGUCAAAGCACUCUUUUUGACGCACAAACCACACAUGGCGGUCAGAAUAGUAGAGUGGAUCGAGUUGCUCAAAAUUCUGGGAGCUCAGGAAAUUGUCAUUUACAAUUUUCAGACUCACGAGAAUAUAACUCGGGUUCUUGACUAUUACGCAAAAAAGGAUAACUUCAAACACGUGCCAAUAACGCUUCCUGGGAAGUUCCCGAAUUCACGACACUUGAUAUCCGACUUUAUGGCCAAAGCGAAUUAUUUUCAAUAUAAAAACGAUGCUAUGCAGCAAGCCGAUUGCUUGUACCGAAAUCUCUACAAAUUCAACUACGUCACCGUUCUGGACGUUGAUGAACACGGACCACUGGCGGGAUUUGAUCUACAAGAUAGCAGCUUAGCGCCAAGAAUUGCUCAGCAGCAUAAAUCUUAUGCAGGUUACGUGGCCAGGAACACAUUUUUCAUGGAUGACCAGAUUGAACGGCAGUCAUGGUUCCAUGGCUUCCCAAGUACAUGCACAUGCUGCAAAAUGUGA